GAUUACAGGUGUGAGCCACCGUGCCAGGUCUGCUUGGAGUUUUGACUCAUUGGAAAAGGGUUAGAUGACUGCCUGCAGCAGUAUGUCCCCAAGUUUGAACGGGAGAAGAUCAAUGGAGAGCAGCUGCUGCAGAUUUCCCAUCAGGAUCUGGAGGAGCUGGGGGUCACCCGGAUCGGACACCAGGAGCUUGUGUUGGAGGCUGUUGAUCUUCUCUGUGCACUGAAUUAUGGCCUUGAAACUGAUAACAUGAAGAACUUGGUUCUGAAACUGCGAGCUUCUUCCCACAAUUUACAGAAUUAUAUAAGUAGCCGGCGGAAAAAUCCAGCUUAUGAUGGGAACACCUCCCACAAGCCCCCCAAUGAGUUCCUGACUUCCGUGGUGGAGCUCAUCGGCGCUGCUAAGGCCUUGCUCGCGUGGCUGGACCGGGCUCCAUUUACAGGGAUCACUGAUUUCUCGGUAACGAAGAACAAAAUCAUUCAGCUUUGCUUGGACCUGACCACGACAGUCCAGAAGGAUUGUCUUAUAGCAGAAAUGGAGGAUAAAGUUUUAACUGUGGUCAAGGUUUUAAAUGGCAUCUGUGACAAAACAAUCCGAUCUACUACGGAUCCUGUCAUGAGCCAGUGUGCGUGCCUGGAGGAAGUUCACUUACCAAACAUUAAACCUGGGGAAGGCUUGGGCAUGUACAUCAAAUCGACCUAUGAUGGAUUGCACGUGAUUACUGGAACCACAGAAAAUUCUCCUGCAGACAAAUCCCAGAAGAUUCACGCUGGUGAUGAAGUCAUUCAAGUUAACCGGCAAACCGUGGUGGGAUGGCAGCUAAAAAAUCUGGUGAAGAAACUGAGAGAGAAUCCCACCGGCGUCGUGCUGCUGCUUAAGAAGCGUCCCACGGGCUCGUUCAACUUCACGCCUGCUCCCCUGAAGAACCUGCGGUGGAAGCCGCCUCUCGUGCAGACCUCGCCUCCGCCCACGACCACCCAGUCCCCUGAAAGCACGAUGGACGCCUCACUGCGCAAGGAGAAGCCGGCUAUCCUGGACCUGUACAUUCCUCCCCCGCCAGCCGUGCCCUACUCCCCCCGGGAUGAGAAUGGGAGUUUUGUUUAUGGAGGAUUCAGUAAGUGUAAACAACCACUGCCUGGUCCUAAGGGUUCGGAGUCCCCGAAUUCCUUCUUGGACCAGGAGAGCCGGAGACGAAGGUUCACCAUUGCCGAUUCCGAUCAGUUGCCUGGGUAUUCAGUAGAAACCAAUAUUCUGCCCACAAAAAUGAGAGAGAAAACACCAUCUUAUGGCAAGCCCCGGCCCUUGUCCAUGCCUGCGGAUGGGAACUGGAUGGGGAUUGUGGACCCUUUUGCCAGACCUCGAGGUCACGGCAGGAAAGGGGAAGAUGCCCUUUGCCGGUAUUUCAGUAAUGAGCGGAUUCCUCCGAUCAUCGAAGAGAGCUCCUCUGCCCCGUACCGGUUCUGCAGACCCACGACGGAGCGGCAUCUGGUCCGAGGUGCAGACUACAUCCGAGGGAGCAGGUGCUACAUCAAUUCAGAUCUCCACAACAGCGCCACAAUUCCGUUCCAGGAGGAGGGGACCAAAAAGAAAGCUGUCUCCUCGGCCUCAAAGUCCUCGUCCACAGAACCGUCCCUGCUGGUCAGCUGGUUUACUCGCCUGAAACUGUUGACUCACUGAGAGCUGCCCUGCUCUGGGCUCCUGCCUGGCCCCUGCUCCCAAGUGCCUUGCUUCACAGCGGACAGCCUCUCUGAUUUCAUCCACAGUAUUAUGGAAUGCAUUGGUUGUUUUUUUUUUUUUUUUUUUUUGGAAAGUUGUAUACUGCCCUUCUUGGAAGUUUGAAAUAAUCGGAUGGGAACAAAUGCAGAGGAUCUGAGGGUGCUGGCUUGUGGGGGCACAGGAGGGAAAUGGGUAGAGUCUUCUCUUCUUGCUUCCCCAGAGACAGAACAUGGAGACACACUCUGUAAAUUGGAAUCGUGGCCAGAAAUGUUAUGGUCAUUGUGAGGAACUGGUGGCAUUGUUCCUUUUGGGGGAGGGGGGCUAAAAUUGGUGGCUCUUGUCAUACAGAUGUGUUGGUUUGUGGUCCAACUUCUCUACCUGAAAAAGCCAGUGGAGGAAACAUCUUUGUUUUGAUUUUUAAGGCUAUAUACCAUAUUUGUAAGUGUAGCAGCUUUGACUUUGAAAUAACAUGUGACAAGUGUCUGAUGCUCUUUCACAGAAGAGGUUUAAGUGUAGGUCUGUUACACUUGAAUAAUUCCCUUAUUCUUAACAGUCUCAGUAUAGGUCAAUUAAUACAGAAACACAUGGAUGCAUUUUGAUAGGGCUUAUUACACACAAAGAGGCUUAUGGUUAUUUGUGAGGGGUGUUGUUGUUGUUAUAUAUUAUUGUCUUUAAGGGAAAGAAGCAAUAAGAUUUGCUGACAGCCAAAGUAUCAUUCAGAAAAGUGAAGCAAGGAGAUUUAGGUUUAUGAGAGAUACAUCAGUUUGCAUUUUGACCUGUUUAAUGUCUAUCUUUCAGAAAAGAAUGUACAAUUCUUUAAAAUUGUACACACUUCGCUAAUUAGAGAUAUCUUGGAAAGCCUUGUGGUCACUAAUUUUCAACUAACAUCAGGUAUUUUGAAAAAAGUGUGUCUGGAUAUUAACUCUUGUUUAAACUGAAUGUAUGAUAUUUUGUUAGAAUGGAAAAGUACUAUCUAUCUUGUUAAUUUAAGUGUUUUAAAUAUAGUUGUAUAUUUUUCUUA
Lemur catta (Ring-tailed lemur) is the source of this 2734-nucleotide messenger RNA. RefSeq names its product CNKSR family member 3 (gene CNKSR3). The record is from RefSeq and is a predicted model, not a curated record. Gene Ontology annotation, molecular function: protein binding. Gene Ontology annotation, biological process: regulation of signal transduction. Lineage: Eukaryota; Metazoa; Chordata; Mammalia; Primates; Lemuridae. The transcript has 13 exons. The coding region runs from base 247 to 1674 and encodes 475 amino acids. Gene Ontology annotation, cellular component: cytoplasm; membrane.